Molecule: messenger RNA, 981 nt
Organism: Triplophysa dalaica
Lineage: Eukaryota; Metazoa; Chordata; Actinopteri; Cypriniformes; Nemacheilidae
Product: olfactory receptor 1-like
Exons: 1
Coding region: 1-981 (326 amino acids)
Biological process (GO): G protein-coupled receptor signaling pathway
Cellular component (GO): membrane
Molecular function (GO): olfactory receptor activity; G protein-coupled receptor activity
Source: RefSeq, a predicted model, not a curated record
AUGACCUUCAACGUGACUUUCAUCACUGAAUUCUACCUGCUUGGAUUUCCAGGACUCCCGCCACAGUAUUAUGGAGCUGUGGGAACCUUGUUGUUUUUUGCCUACUUGACACUGGCAGGAGGAAAUCUCUUUAUUAUUUCAUUUAUUGCUUAUGAGAGAAGCCUUCAGAAACCCACCUAUUUAAUCUUCUCCAAUCUUGCUCUGUCUGAUCUUGCUUUUGGAACUGUCAUGAUGUCUACAGCAUUGCCGAAAUACUUUUUUAAUAUCAGUACUGUAUGGUUUUAUGGAUGCUUUGUACAGAUGUUUUUUGUUCACUACUUAGGUAGCGUAUAUUGUUUCACUAUGCUAUUAAUGGCCAUUGAUCGGUUCGUUGCGGUGUAUAACCCACUUAGAUAUUGUGUUAUUGUUACAAACAAACGUAUUAUACUUGCAUGCGCAGUGAUUUGGACUUUGUUAAUAGCUUUGUUGGGGGUCAUUACUUACCAAACCUAUGAUGAACCCUACUGCGCUUCAAAUGUAAUAACCCAAAAUUUUUGUGACCAGAACACCAUUAUGAAACUAUCUUGUCAAAACUAUAAGCAGAAAAAGCUCUUCGUACUUGUUAGUGCCAUGUUUGUUCUCUUGGUCCCGUUGGGUUUUAUUAUGUUUUCUUUUAUUGCUAUCAUCGCAUUAGUUUUUAAAAUGUCUGAUCAUCAGGCUAGAUAUAAAACAUUCUCAACCUGCACUCCUCAACUUAUGAUCAUCUUACUGUACUAUGUCCCUAGAUGUGUUGUCUAUGCAUAUGAAAAUGUAGUGCCAAUCCCUCCUAGCAUCCGCAUGACAGUUAUUAUGUGGUACAGUCUGAUUCCACCUGUUGUCAAUCCAAUGAUUUACUGCUUCAGAACCAAAGAAGUGAAAGAUGCAUUAUGGAGAAAAAUUAGAAAGAAUAAAGUUAAAAUGCAGGUGACAAUGAUGCAAAUGGGGCAAACCAAAAAAAAUUGA